Rotaria sp. Silwood2 is the source of this 1344-nucleotide messenger RNA. The record is from the annotation of a GenBank genome assembly. NCBI's taxonomy places the organism in Eukaryota, Metazoa, Rotifera, Eurotatoria, Philodinida, Philodinidae.
AUGUGCACUCCUGUUGAAUUUACCAUUACCAAAAGAGGUCGUCCGUUAAUGAUAAUAGAUGGUUAUUCUUAUGUACAAGAUCGUCGAACCGACGACAAAACCUAUUGGCGUUGUGAAAAUCAUAAAACUUUUAAUUGGCAUUAUCGCAUACACACAUGUAAUUCUACUAUUACUACAACACAUGUGAAAAUAUUAAAACAAAAUGGUAAUCAUACAACAAGCUGUAAUCGUGAUCAAAUUAAAAUAUCACUUCGAAAAUUUCGUGAAAAUCUUGUCGAUCGUACACAUAAUACUCAAGAAUCAACAGACACGGUUUUAUCACAAUGUAUAUCCCAAUUAUCUGAUGUAGCACUACCAAAUGAUGUUAAUUUUGCUAAUAUUUCUGCGGUUUUACAAACAACAAAACGAAAUGACAUUUUCUUACGCAUUGAUACAGGGCCAGGUCCUGAUCGGCAACUUAUCUUUUGUAAUCCUGAACAAGCUACAAUUCUGGAAUCUUCAAGUGAUUUUUUGACUGAUGGAACAUUCGAGAUCGUUCCAAAUAUAUUCUACCAAUUAUAUGUAAUUCAUGCUGUUCAUCGUGAACAUGUUAUUUCAGUAGCAUUUUGUUUACUUCAACGAAAAAACACCAACACAUAUCAAGAAGUGAUUAAUAAAAUUUUAGAAUUUGUACCAGCAUGGAAUCCUCAAAGUUUAAUGAUAGACUUCGAAAAGGCAGUUAUGAAUGUUUUUUCAACUAGUUUUCCACAAGCAUCUUUAUCCGGUUGUUAUUUCCAUUUACGGCAAAGUAUACAUCGACAAUUGCAGACUCAAGGCUUGCAAAAGCAAUAUGAAGAUGGUAUUGAUUUUGCUCGUGGCAUUCAUAAGAUUGCGGCAUUAGCUUUUAUUCAUCCAGAUGAAGUUACUGAUGCAUUUACACAACUUAGUAUUCAUCUUGGUGAUACAUUUCAAAGCAUGUUAGAUUAUUUCGAGGAUAAUUAUAUCGGAAGAAUUCGUGCUAAUGGUUCACGUUCACGACCAUUAUUUAAUGCUGAAUUUUGGAACGCUCAUGAACGAACGAAAAAUCUACAAAUGAGAACGGAUAAUUCAGCUGAAGCAUGGAAUAGACGUAUCAAAUGUGUUUUUCAAUGUUCACAUCCAACUUUAUGGAAGUUUAUCGACAAAUUAAUAUUAGAAGAUGAUUCACACAUUCAUACGAAGAUUUGUCGAGUUAAUGUUGAUGAACCAAUUGCUAAAAAGAAAAAAUACCAACACCUCGAUAAACGUUUACACAAUCUAGUUUUAAAUCCUCAUCAAGAUAUUAUCAAUCAAAUUACAUCUCUAGCCCACAAUAUUGUUCUCUAA